UGUUCAAAACACUAAGAUAGGUAAAAAUCAUUAUAUCGGCCAAGUAUUUCAACUAUCGACCAAUGUGGGCAUAUUUCUGAAAGACUUACUUAGAGCUCAUGUUCAAGCUCGUGAAAGUCUCUAUCGAAUGACCUAUAAAGUGGAGUAAUUCACGAGAAAAUCAAUGGAUAUUGUAAACAUGAAUGAUGUUGACCUGCCGCUCUCCUGGGACGCCACCGAGUAUUUCGGAUCUUAGAGUACUCAGUUACAUUUUCUGAUUAUUUAGAGUACCCAGUUACAGGCUUCCUGCAAAUAAGACGUAUUUACACAUUUGUUUUCUUUUUGUUCUCUAUUUGUGAAUAAUAUCUAUACGUAAAUAAGAUCAUUACCUAUAUCAGAUGGUGUAAAUACGUCUUAUUUGCAGGAAGCCUAAUAACAAAAACUCAUGAUCUCAGUGAAAUAAGUCUUUAGUAUAAUAAAGUAAACGGUAAAAGAAAAAUUAUCAUAACCUAGCGCCGCUUGUUAAGUGACAAAAACGAUAUAACUUUUCAAUCGAGAGUGUUUUUUUAAUAUAAACUCUACAUCAAAUCCUUGUAAUAUAAAUUCAACAUGUCAACAUAUCCUAAAAACAAACAAUUCGUUUAUUUGUCUACGUAAAUCAGGUUAUUAUAAUAAAAAAUGUAAUCUGUUUGAUGAUCAAUGUUCAUCGUUUGGUUCAUUAAAUUCAAUAUGUGAAACAAAAUAUGGUGAAAGUCCAACAAAUAAUCAACAACCAUUAUGUUUAUGUUCAUCGAACUAUCUCGCACCAACACGUCAUUUACGUUAUGAUCAAUAUUUAAUUCUUAAAUAUCAACAAAUUUAUCAAUCUUUACCACAUUUAUUUCGUUAUUAUCAUGGAGAAAUAUUAGCACCUCCAAUUGGUAUUCUUAAAUUGUAUGAUACGAAUUACGAAAUAAAUGGUCCAUUCUAUUUCAUAUUAUAUAUUCAACAAAAUAUCACGAUUAUUAAUAUACAAAGUGCACGUAAUACAUCGUUAUUAUGUUUUUAUGGUAAUGAUUAUAUAUGUAUAUGUCACGUGGAUCAUCAGCGUGUUGAAUGUUUUGGUUAUGAUCGUUUUAUUGAUCAAUGUUCAAAUUGUUCAUCAAAUGAUUAUUGUUUAAAAGGUGAUUCAAAAAUAGAAAUGAUUUUAUGUGUUUAUGUC
Messenger RNA from Didymodactylos carnosus, 1180 nucleotides. The record is from the annotation of a GenBank genome assembly. NCBI's taxonomy places the organism in Eukaryota, Metazoa, Rotifera, Eurotatoria, Philodinida, Philodinidae.